AGACAUCUCUUGCCUCACCAUGGCACGUACCAAGCAAACCGCUCGUAAAUCCACCGGAGGAAAGGCUCCAAGGAAGCAGCUUGCCACCAAAGCUGCUCGUAAGAGUGCGCCAGCUACCGGUGGAGUAAAAAAACCCCAUCGCUACAGGCCUGGAACUGUCGCUCUUCGUGAGAUUCGUCGGUACCAGAAAAGCACUGAGCUGCUUAUUCGUAAACUACCUUUUCAACGUCUUGUCCGCGAGAUCGCCCAGGACUUUAAGACCGACCUCCGGUUUCAGAGCUCUGCUGUGAUGGCUCUUCAGGAAGCAAGCGAGGCUUAUCUAGUCGGUCUCUUCGAAGAUACCAAUCUUUGUGCCAUUCACGCUAAACGUGUCACUAUCAUGCCCAAAGAUAUCCAACUGGCAAGACGUAUCCGUGGUGAACGUGCUUAAGCACUCAACUAUUUUUUUUUCAAAUCAGCCCUUUUCAGGGCUAACACAUUUCUCAAACGUUGAACAUAUUUUUCUAAUUUGUCUACUUAUUCCCACAAUUUUUUCAUAAAUAUACAAACAAUAAAUUACAAGUACAAGCUAUAGGAUAUUUUAAGCAUGCAGAAGUCAAUAAAGCAAUUGUAUUCAUGAUUUUAGCGCCAAAAUUUCAAGCACAAUUUCAUU
Phymastichus coffea is the source of this 652-nucleotide messenger RNA. Its product is annotated as histone H3. Gene Ontology annotation, molecular function: protein heterodimerization activity; DNA binding; structural constituent of chromatin. Gene Ontology annotation, cellular component: nucleosome. The transcript has a single exon. Bases 20 to 430 code for a protein of 136 amino acids. The record is from RefSeq and is a predicted model, not a curated record. NCBI's taxonomy places the organism in Eukaryota, Metazoa, Arthropoda, Insecta, Hymenoptera, Eulophidae.